Geodia barretti is the source of this 221-nucleotide messenger RNA. NCBI's taxonomy places the organism in Eukaryota, Metazoa, Porifera, Demospongiae, Tetractinellida, Geodiidae. The record is from the annotation of a GenBank genome assembly.
AAGGUACGGUAGUAGAUAGCAUGCGGGAGUUGAUACACACCCUUCACUGUGGCUUCAUGUGCCUCCAAGGUACACAGAGCAAGCGGAUCAGGUCGAGCUGCUGCGGGGUCCAACAAGGAGAUCCUCUUGGCCCCCUAGCCUUUGCUCUGGUCCUCCACCCCAUUAUUGAAAAAUAUCAAGGAGUCGGUCCCCAGCCUCCUAAUGAACGCAUGGUACCUGGA